AUGUCUCUUCGCAAAUGUCAAGCCCCUCUCAUCCACGACGCUGACUGCAACCUCGAACUCCCUGCAUCAUACACAUCUGCGCCAUCCCUGAAACCAUUCUUCACAGAUCAGCAGCAAAAUCACCCUCAAGUUCUCUUCCCUUCAGACCUCCGGUUAUCUUUGUUCAAAUCCAAGGUCUACCAACUCCUCUACUCCCGGCCCAGUUUGCAAGCCUCUGUGGCCACAAGACUCCGCGUUAUCCGAGAACUAGACCACGAGCUCCAUGAACUCAAGGCGCAGUUUCCUGCUAGUUACCAACCGGAAACCGUUUUCGAGACAGGCACGAGCCUCGGCCUCUCUGAUGCUUCUGCUCGCGGUCUCAAUAUCCGGGCGGUCACCGUUCACUUGGAAUAUUAUCAUUGCCUGACGAAGAUUCAUGGAGCUAGUCUUGUCGGUCACGAUGUGACUGAGGAAUCAUCCGCUCCUUCGAGUCUGGAGUUAUGUUAUCAGGCUGCGCGGUCGACUCUUUUGUAUCUGUGUCGAAUGCCAUUCCUUAUCAAUGAAGAAACUUUCUGGAUAUACGCACAAUUCCUCCUAACCGCCGUACUCGCUCUGCACUACCGCCUUAUCACACGCCACCGUGACACCUCAUAUCCACAUGAAGAUCUAUCCAUUUUGAAAAGCACCCUCGAUAUCUUUGUCCAGAUGAAGAACAAGAACGCAGAAUCCUCGUCACGUCCCUUUGCGCCAUUCAUGAUCACCGAGGCUUUUAUUCGCUAUUUGAUCAACCUUUCGUGUUCGGUUGAUGCCUGA
Aspergillus melleus is the source of this 792-nucleotide messenger RNA. RefSeq names its product fungal specific transcription factor domain-containing protein. The record is from RefSeq and is a predicted model, not a curated record. The coding region runs from base 1 to 792 and encodes 263 amino acids. NCBI's taxonomy places the organism in Eukaryota, Fungi, Ascomycota, Eurotiomycetes, Eurotiales, Aspergillaceae. The transcript is spliced from 2 exons.